GCGGGCCCGAGAAACAGAUGAAGGAGGCACGUGACCUGCUGCAGGAACUGAGAGACAAAAACCUCCCCAUGUUUAUUCCUGAAAAGUGUCACAAGACCUACUCAAUACAAUGGUUGGAUAAAGGUGUUGAUCCUGCCUCGGUGAGGGAACACAAGAAAUACAUUGACCAACUGUGUGAAGACUUCGAGAGGACGCUGACAGGGAUGAUCACCCACGGCAUCAAGACGAGGGCGUCUUCCGACACCGACACAGAGCUGUUUCAGGAGGUGGUACAGCACGUGUCCUUCUGUCAGCAGAAGUGCAGCGCCUUCCACGGGAGAGAAGCCAUUCUGAAGACGAUACACAAGUACGUGACGGGUGAUUCCGUCAGCCCAUUAACAGUCUUUGGUGUGUCAGGAAGUGGGAAGACGUCAGUGGUUGCCAUGGCAGCAAAGCAGGCGUCAGAGACACUAGACGAAGGGGCCCUGGUUGUAAGAUUCAUUGGCACCACGCCAGAUAGUUCCUCCGUUUGCAGCCUUCUAAGGAGUGUUACGUCACAAGUGUGGACCAUAUAUGGGCAUGAAGUGCACGACUUGCCGACGGACGUGAAAGAGCUGAGCGGGAUGUUCCACCAGGCUCUGCAGCUGGCACAUGUCAGUAAACCCCUGGUGGUGCUGCUGGACUCCCUGGACCAACUGGACAACUCGGACAAUGGCCGGCAGCUGACCUGGCUGCCCACGCACCUGCCACCGCACGUGAGGCUAGUGGUGUCUACUCUGCCGGAGAGUCAGCACGAAUGUCUACAGAGGAUGCAGGCCAUGGUGCCCUCCAAAGGCUUCUUCGUCCAGGUGCCAAAGUUGCCUGACGGUGAUGCGACAGGAAUCCUGGACAAGUGGCUGGAGACCGCCCAGAGGAAACUGACCACGGGUCAGAGAGGGGUUAUCAACGCAGCGUUCCACCAGUGUCCGUUGCCCCUCUUCCUGAAGCUUGCGUUCGACGAGGCACAUAGAUGGCGCUCCUUCACCCCCGUGUGCGAGACCGUGUUGGAGUCAACGGUCAGAGGAUGCAUCAAGAUGCUCUUCCUCAAGCUGGAGAGAGCUCAUGGGAGGAUGUUUGUGUCCAGAGCAUUGGGAUACCUAACCAUUAGUAGACGCGGCCUGACUGAGAGUGAGCUUGAGGACAUCCUCUCUUGUGACGACGACGUCCUGAACGACGUGUACAUGUACUGGACGCCCCCAAUACGACGACUACCACCACUGCUGCUGGUCAGACUCAAGGCAGAAUUCAACCAGUACCUUGUGGACAAAGGAGCCGAUGGAGUGAGGGUGUUCUUCUGGUAUCACCGGCAGUUUAUCGAGGCUGCCUAUGAACGCUACUGCAGCGACGACAGUGACCAAAAGAAGAUGCACGGCGCUCUGGGCGACUUCUUCUCCGGCGUUUGGGCUCAUGGUACGCAGAAGCCGUACACAGACGAACAUGGCACUGACCGGAAGGCAGAUCGUCACGUGACUGCGCAGCAGCUCCGUUUCGGCGAAUCUUACAACUUGCGUCUCCUAAACAACCUGGCCUUCCACCGACUCCGGGCCGGACAGGUGGCGCUGCUCAAACAGCAGUGUCUCUGUAACUUCAGCUUCAUGCAGGCCAAGCUAGUGGCCUUGGGACUCAGACAAGUUCUCGAGGAUUUCCUGGACGCCAGAAACUUGUUCGAUGAGGACAACGCCAUUUCAACAAUAGGUGAAGCACUUCAGCUCUCCCAGGGGGCGCUUAUCAAGUACCCGUAUGAACUUCCAUCGCAGCUACGGGGCAGGAUCAAAGAGGACAAGGAGCUGCGUCCCUUCCUACAACAGUGCGACGAUUCUCCAACUGGGUACCUGGUAGCGAACAAGCCAAUCCUUACCCGACCUGGAGGUCAACUCGUGCAUUGCCUGGCGGGUCACAAAGGAGACAUAACUGGCCUUGCAAUCACGUGUAACGGGGAAUAUGCUCUCACAUGUUCAAGGGACAAGACAUUGAAGAUCUGGGAUGUUUAUGGUGGAAAGUUGUAUCGUUCUAUCGACAAUGUCGGUGAGGACCCCGACACCAUCAGGUUGUGUUUAAACGACCAUCUGGCGCUCGUCAACCCAGAUGGCGAGAUACAGGCGUAUGAAAUCAGUACCGGAAACAGGAAGUACGUCAUAAAGGUUGAGGACAUGAAGGUGCAGUUCUGCUGCGCAGGACCAGGGGAGACAACUGUGGCUGUAUUUACUCUCAGCACGGUGCAGCUGUACCGCGCCAAUGAUGGUCAACUGAUCCAAGAAGUCAAGUGCCCGUAUGUGGGAGGUGAUAUCACUAUGGGUGAAGAGGGGCCAAGCGCAGGCAGCGGUAACUACCUGGUUACCGUGGACACGGAACAACGUCACCUGUUUGUAUUCAACGUCCAAACUGCGACCUUCACCAUGAUCAAAGACGUGUUUUCCGCUUCCGAAAACGACGGUGGAGAGGUACGAGAAGAGAUGACGACUGUUGAUGCUCUUGCACUCAUCGACGACGGCCGCACCAUCGUUGUAUCCAACAUGUUCAGCAACGACCUUCAUUUGCUUGACAGCGCCACCUUGAAACAAAAACGCGUCCUGAAGGGAUCUCAGCGUGACAUCCUUGAGAAGUUCCACGUGACUCCGGAUUGCCGCUACGUCUACUUCGCCAGCUUCAACAACGUCGUGGCCUGGGACGUGCGAUCAGAGGAUAGACACGCCAUCCUCGAACAUCAUACACGUUACCACGACGUGGCGACGGCGGACAUGGAGUUGGUGGUGACGACGGGGGAGGACCACGUGGUCAAAGUGUGGGAUAUCAGCCGGGAGGCGACCUCAGAAGCCCGGGAUGACGGAUUUACCAUCAGCCGUUUCGCCGUCCUGGACAACCCCCGUUACGUCGUUCUAUUCGGGGCAUACGACGUCUCCCGCCGCUUCCUCAACGUGUACGACCUGGUGACGUGCUCAUAUGUCCGACAGAUGCAGGUGAAUGCGGAUAUCAAAGACCUGGUUGUCCUUGACAACCACAGAGUAAUGGUGAGGGUCGGCCGGAAGUUGAAAAUUGUCGAUUUUUCCAAGAUGGCUGUCACUGUGACGUUUCAAGGGCAGCUGCCGCUGGGGUCUUACAAAGACUUCUGUGUAGUGAAGCAACGGAAGGAGGUCGUAUCCGUCACCAGGGGGCGCAGCCACAUCAAAGUGUAUAAAACAGCCACGGGAAAAGUGUCUCACGUGAUCAAGUCCGAGGACGGACAUCGGCUGAUAUGUGUUCUGGCGAACAAGUCCGGCACAACUCUAUUGGCGGAAACAGAGGAGGGGACCUACCUUGUGUUUGACCUCAACAUCCAGAGAUUCCGGUACAAGUUCGACCCCGUGACCUUGAACUUCAAAGAGACGUACACUGAUGGUGCGUGCGUCACAGAAGAUGGCCGUUUCUUCAUCUUUAACGCAGAAAUGAUGACCGAAGACGACUCGGCGCCGAGCAAAAUCUACAUUUGGAAUAUCAACAAACGUGAGGUGGAGCACGAACUGACUGAUGCGGGAGCAUACGAGAUGUUCCUGGAAACUGGCGACAUCUACUACAACACUAGCGUGGACAGCUUCGAAUUCCUGCCACCUUCAUCCAUCCUCGCCAACCUCAACGACGGCCGCAUGCGGCUUUUUGACACAAUCUCAGGUAAUAUGACUAUGACCUUGCCUGGCCAUGCAAGCGCCCGGAUGUGUGUACCGGAAGUUGGCCCGUAUGUGUUGACACGCGGCACGUUGGUUGAAGACCGGACGUUCAGACUGCUGGACCGGAAGACCUUCCAGAGCGUGGCCACUUUCACGCCGGAUUUCAAUUUGGCUGAGCUGUUUCUCACCAGUGACGGCCACCACUGCGUCGGCUACUUCCCUAACUACCCCGACCCCGUGCUGUGGACGCUACGGGACACUAACGCCCAGAAACAACAAAAGGGAUACAAGCCUCUCUCCGCAUUCAUCAGUAUCUAUGGCGACAAAGCAUCUGUCAUUGUGGCGCACCUGGAAACUGCCAAGGACAAUGGGGACGACCCAGCCGACCCCGACACCGACGUGGACGAAACAGAGGACGACGUGAUCGACGAAGACGACGCGGAUUUUGAUGAAGACUGGUUUUGAUCCACUAACCGCUUGGGGACGCCUCCAUGGAUUAGUGGUAGAGCGGAAGGCCAGGGGUUCGAUCCCCGGCUGCGUCAUACCGAGAGACGUUAAAGGAUGGUACUUGUUGUUAUUUGUUGUUACCCUGUCUGGCGCUUGGGGUUAAUACAAGAACUGGUCGGUUCGUAGUCAGAAUACUGUGUCUGAGUAGGGUAUUCAUUUUACACUGUGGCAUGGUAUAUCAGUGGGCUGGCACUACAAGCAGCCACACACACCCACACACACCCACACACAGCCACACUCACACGUGCAUGCACGUCCCUAUAAAAGUGCAAUAAUCUUGGACGGGACGUUAAAUCUCAUUACACCUCACUUCAUCUCACUUCAUCUCACUAACAGCUUGUUCUAAUACGUCAUUAUCUGACAGAGAUACUGCCGAUAUUGGCGACGUUAAGUAAAUUGCUGGGCAAAAGAAAGCAAAAUACUUGAAAAUUUGAUUUAACCCAAAAGUUGCAAACGUUAUCAAAACGUUACUAGGCUGAAAACAGCCCCUAAACACUGCUAAAGUAGAGUCAAAAACACAAGUAUGACACCGGUAUUAAGUACACAUCAAUCGAAUAACCAUUUUGUCUUUGAUUUUAGCCACCAUCAAACAUGGCCGGCAGUGUUUUAAAUAUUACUCAUUUGGUGCUGUAAAAAUGUACAUAUCACAUAGUUGAUACUGUACAGUAUUUGAGAUAUGUACUUGAAGAACUAUUAGUUCCUGUGUAAUAUCUGAUAUAUAAACUGUUGUUAUGAUACGAGAUACGCAUAAUACUUGUUAUUUGUAUAUGCGUGAAUGAUAAGUGACAUUGUAUAGUCCUUUGGACGAGAACAUUUGAUAUGUCAUUUGUUACUUUACAAUGUUUGUGAUAUAUGCAUGUAUUUGAGAUCUGUGAUAUUGCAUAUAUGUUUUAUGUAGGCAUAGUUGUUAUUCGUUGUUUGACAAUACGGUAUUCGUUACUUGACAAUAUGUGUGAUAUAUGCAUUGUUGGUAUUCGUUACUUGGCAAUCUCAUUGAAAUCAGAUCUUAGUUCUCGCUACCAUUCCAGAUUUUUUAAAUCCAGUAUACAUCAAAAUAUGUUUUGAAGCGUAGUAGCCAGUUUGAAACUCGGUAAAGCACGAUAAAGCUGCAUUCUGAUUGGCUAUUGUCGACUUCUUGGUAGUCAUUCCAUUGGUCGGUCAAAGUUCGCGAAAGGUCGGUCUGACGUGACCCGUAAUGGGAUGUCCUCAGAUCUUUGUUUAGCGGUAGCGAGGACUAAGAUAUGAUUUUAAUGAGAAUGCGUUACUUAGUAAUAUGUGUGAUAUGUGCAUUGUUUGUACUUGUUACUCGACAAAAUGUAAUGAUGUACAGUACCUGUAGCAGAGGCGUGGGCAAAUUACCAUACCUGUUGCAGAGGCGUGGGCAAUAUGAGAUAUUGUUAUAAAUUAGUAAGUUUAUUUCUGUUUUGUAGGCCAUCGGCCCAUGUACGAAGUUGUUACAACAAUAUAAGGGUAGCGCCCGAGGUCUUCCAUAACUGCCCGACAAAGGACGUGAAAAGACCGAGGGCUUCUGCAAAUGAUAAUGCCCUGAAAAAUAGCGUUACAGUUAUUAUAGCUAAAAUGGAUAGAAUUUGUUAUCAAAUAAAAAUAAACAGCAAUAUCGGUUUCGAAACAUUUACUGCAAUCAACACACAACGAUUGUCAGUGAUCCACUUUUAAAAAUAUGAAAACGUCACAGAACGAACCAGAUGAGGCCACUAUUUAACAUCAAUAUGACGUCACCUAACAACGGGCGUGAUAAUGGCCCGUCGUCAAGCAAUAUAAGGGCAGUAUUAGGGUUACAGUGGCCCGCUCUUUUCUGAUAACAUGCGGACGGUUUAAUGAUAAUUCUAGCCAUCAUUGCUAUAAUAUGUGAUAAUGUACAGUAUUUGUAACAUCAGCGUGGGAUAUAUGAAAACUGUGUAACAGUUCUGAUCUGUGGCGUAUAUGGGACAUAAUCAAAAUACUUCCCAAACGGCAACACACCGCGAUGUUACAACGAUGUUGUAAGAUAACGGAUUGGUAACGUCAUGAUAUAACGUUGUCACGAGGUUGUACGACUGUGUAAGUAUACGUAACUUUAUUACGUAAGCUACGUACCGUUUAAUGGAAACUAUAACUCUCAUGUUAAAUUACGUUGUUUAAAUAUUGUGCACCAAUCAUCCGCCGACAUGUUUCUUGCAACGUUUUAGAAACGCUGGAAUGUCUUGUGUACAAAUAGCAACUUCACUUAUGCAGCAAUACAGCACCAAUUUACAAGGACUCCAUUCUACAUUAUAUUUUCAUCUCGUAAGUUUACACAAUAAGGUAUGGUAAAUGCCUCCUCCCAUGUCAACUUAGUGGCAACACAAUUGUAACAUUAUAUCGUUCUGGCAUGACGUUGUUUAGACGUUGUGCGUCAAACAUCCAACAACGUUCUCGCAGCAACGUUUGGUACUGUCUGUUUCGACGAAUGUAGUAAAAGCAAUGGGGACAUUGGUAUCAUCGGCAUUUCUGCAGAAAACAAUGCAACAACGUGUAAUAUAGUGAGUGAAUGUUGUUUUACGUGUAUUCUUAUGUCAGUGAAUGAGAAGUCCUGCAGUGUACCAUGACAACAGGUGUAACAUAAACUCGCAGCUCAACUCAUGUUUCUUAAAAGUUAAUAAAUGUAUUUUUUUAUAUAUCUAUUAUGUUUUUUCUAUUUCUUUUCACACUGUAAAUAUCGAGCUUGGGUGACGUAGAGGAAUACCACCAGACAACAGUCUUACAUGCAGGCAAUGAGCAUUGUGCAUACACUGGUAGUAAAGAGUUAAAAUACGUACUUUAUUUCAGAUCCCAAUUCGAGGUAACGAACUAUUUCGAAACGAAAUCAUACAUGAACUCA
Molecule: messenger RNA, 7026 nt
Organism: Haliotis rufescens (red abalone)
Lineage: Eukaryota; Metazoa; Mollusca; Gastropoda; Lepetellida; Haliotidae
Product: NACHT and WD repeat domain-containing protein 2-like
Exons: 23
Coding region: 18-4124 (1368 amino acids)
Molecular function (GO): protein binding
Source: RefSeq, a predicted model, not a curated record